This is a messenger RNA of Fragaria vesca subsp. vesca, 1281 nucleotides long. RefSeq names its product actin-related protein 6-like. Gene Ontology annotation, molecular function: nucleosome binding. Lineage: Eukaryota; Viridiplantae; Streptophyta; Magnoliopsida; Rosales; Rosaceae. The transcript has 7 exons. The record is from RefSeq and is a predicted model, not a curated record. Gene Ontology annotation, cellular component: Swr1 complex.
AUGCACCAAAACGGCGUCGUAGUGCUAGAUAACGGCGGCGGCCUUAUCAAAGCCGGGCACGGCGGCGAGCGCGACCCGUCCGCCGUAAUCCCCAACUGCGUCUACCGCCCUCUCUCCUCCAAAAAAUGGGUCACCCCAUCCCCGACCGAGCCCAUGGACCUGACCUCCGCCGCCGUCCGCCGCCCCAUCGACCGCGGCUACCUAAUCAACCCUGACCUCCAGCGCGAGAUCUGGGCCCACCUCUUCACCCAAGUCCUCCGGGUCAACCCGGCCCAAUCCUCCCUCCUCCUAACCGAGCCCCUCUUCACUCUCCCCUCCAUCCAACGCGCCACCGACGAGCUCGUCUUCGAGGACUUCAACUUCGCCGCGCUUUACGUGGCCCACUCGCCCUCCCUGGCCCACCUCUACGAGGCCAGCCGCCGGCCCAUCACGGCCCAAUGCAGCCUCGUCGUCGAUUGCGGGUUCUCGUUCACGCACGCCGUCCCGGUGUUCCAGAACUUCCCGAUCAACUACGCCGCGAAGAGGAUUGACCUCGGCGGAAAGGCGUUGACUAAUUACCUCAAGGAGCUCGUUUCGUACCGGUCCGUGAAUGUUAUGGACGAAACGUUUCUUAUUGAUGAUGUGAAGGAGAAGCUCUGCUUCGUCUCCAUGAAUGUUCCUCGUGACCUACAGAUAGCCAAGUAAUGUGAGAAUGCUUUCAGGUGCACAUAUGUGUUGCCUGAUGGGGUUACGCAUACGCAAGGGUAUGUUAAAGACCCUGAAGAGGCAAAGAGGUACUUGGCCGUCGGAGACGGUGAUUCGGUUGAAGAAGUGGCCAAGAAGAUGGAUGUGGAUAGGGGUGAAGUUGCGGAUAAGUUGGAGGAGCGAAAGAAGAUUGAUUUGAGCAAGAAUGAAUUUGACUUGACAAAUGAAAGGUUCCUUGUGCCGGAGAUGAUUUUCCAUCCUGCUGAUUUGGGGAUGAAUCAGGCUGGACUAGCAGAAUGCAUUGUUCGAGCUGUCAGUUCAUGUCAUCCUCAUCUUCAACCUGUACUCUAUGAAAGCAUCAUUUUAACUGGCGGAAGCACAUUGUUUCCUCGACUUGCUGAUAGACUAGAGAGGGAGCUGCGGCCUCUUGUUCCUGAUGAGUAUCAAGUGAAGAUAACUCCCCAAGAAGACCCCAUACUAGGUGUUUGGCGAGGGGGGUCAAUUUUGGCAUCAAGUCCUGAUUUUGAAGCAAUGUGUGUCACCAAGGCUGAGUAUGAGGAGCUUGGAUCUGCUCGUUGUCGCAAGAGAUUCUUUUAA